Messenger RNA from Mustela erminea (ermine), 5055 nucleotides. It is a transcript of the gene AXDND1, whose product is annotated as axonemal dynein light chain domain containing 1. The record is from RefSeq and is a predicted model, not a curated record. Lineage: Eukaryota; Metazoa; Chordata; Mammalia; Carnivora; Mustelidae.
UUUGUGGGGCGUGUGUGUGUGUGUUUGUAAAAAUAGGAAAAACAACAAAAAAGUGGGAGAGCUAUGGGAAAACAAAUCUCUCACAGCCUGCUAGCUCCAAUACGACGCCUGGCGCCUUCCCCCGGAGCCGCGAAGGUCGUCCCCGGGGGAGGAGGGAGAGCGACCCGGCCCCCGCUGGCGCCUGCGCACUGGCGACGACCUGGGGCGGAAGCGCCGGCAUCUACACUCUUGCGCGUUCCGUGAGAACCGCCCGAUUAAAUAUGUUUGUUUUCUAUGGCUGCUGAACCUAUCCCAUGGUGAGAGAUACCGCAUCCCCGGGGGUUGGGACUCUUCGCUAUCCCCCUCCUCCGCCGGCACUCCGAAGACAGCCCCCCGUGAGGGCGCCCAAAGCUCGGGGUCCUGGGUUUCUAUGGCGACACGCAGGCGCUCCGGGAAAGGGCGAGGCGCGAUGUCUGGCGGGAAACACAAUCGGCCGGUAGCGGCUGUCUGUGUUUCCCAUCACUUCUGGACUGUCAAAUCCCAGUAGGGGGCUGAUUUGUUUCUAAGUCCGCUUUCUGGAGCGGUAUUUCCAAUGACCAGAGUUGGUAGGAAGCCUUGACUAAUAUGUCUCUUCCGAAAACGUCCUCCACAUCGCUAACCUCCAUGUUAACGCAUGAGGGCAAAAAAUUAAAAGUCUCUGCAUCCAAGGAGGAGACAGGACUUCCUGAACUAAAGGAAAAAAGAAAUAUGGUGGAUCGUUCAAAACCGCUUCCUACAUCCCUUCAGAAUGAGUUCAUCCCUGAGGAAGUUCUUCUUUCUCUGACCUAUGCCGCCAAUGCUGGUCCUUGUCCUGAAAACUUAUUGCCCCCUAAGAAAACUAAAACCCCAAAAGGCACUCUUCCGCGUCAGACUGACCAGGUCUGGUAUCACCCUAUUCGAAGAAAUAAGUUCAAAUACCUGAUUGAUCAUCCUGUUUCCCUAACUGGUGCCGGAAGGGAUAUUUCUUUCCUGUAUGAUGUUAAAUACGUUAAAGGUGAGGCCAGGGAGAGUUCACUUUGUCCCCCACGCUUGGAGCGAUCAUUACAGUCACAUGAUGGUGUCAUUGUGCCUCAUAAGACAAAGAAACUAACAGAUACUUUGGUUCCUGAAGAAUUUCAUAUUGUGUCAAAUACAGGAGUUUCAGGUUUGGAGUGUUACGAUGACAAAUAUACUACUCUCCUCACAGAUAGUGAAAACAGGCUGUUGCUCUUCCCAUCCAUGAAACCUAAUAAAAGAGUUGAAGUGGUCCAGCUGAAUGACGUGAUGGAUGCUAUGCUAGAGAGGGCUGGUGUGGAAAAUCAGGAAUAUACAGGGCCAACCAAGAUGCACAAACUACUACAUAUGUUAAGGAAGGAACAGAACAUUUACAAUACAGUAUUUCAUGAACUAAUUCGGCAAGUCAGUGUGGACUGUGCAGAUAGAGGAGAACUACUGUCUAAAAUCAGAGAGCGGUAUGUACAAAUGCUUGACCAAAUUGCCAGACAGAUGAUUGAGUUCUACAAAGACUUGGUAACUCAGCGAAUGAUGGACCAGCGCAUUCUAGAAGAGCUGUACAAUUUUAAGAAUGUUAUUGAAGAACUGACCAGGGAGUUGUGUCUGGUUCGUGCACAUGAUAUGAAAUUAACAAAGGAAGCAGAGAAGGCACACAAGGAUUUGGCGCAAGCUCUUUUAGAUGCUGAAAAGAAUGCCAGGGUUGUAGAAGAAUACCAUGACUUAUACACAUUGCAAAGAGGAAGGAUGGAGAGUGAUAUUAAACAGUUAAUGGCCGAAAGAGAUCUUUGGAGCUCAGCCACAUAUGAACUGGCCCUAAAGGUAAUUGAAAAAAAUAGAGUCAUAUUGGCCAAAAGACUUUACCUCAAUGAAAAAGGUUGGAAUAAAUAUACUAAGCAUUUCAUCAUACUGCUGUCAACCAAGGACACUGCAGACCUUGCACUGUUGCAGAAAUUGACACUGAAAUGGAGAAGCUCAAUGAAUAAAUUUAAAAAUGAAGUGGAACAAAAUGAAGAGUCUACAAGGGAGAAAUUGCAAACUAUUAUGGAUAGUCUUACCAAAUGGCAGGAGUUCCUCCGAAAUGACGGAAAAGACAUUUCAUCUCUUAAUAAAGAAAAUACAUUUGAAUCAGUUAUUGCAGACUUCAAUCAGUGGCAAAAGGUGUUAACUGAAGAUAAAGACAAGUAUACUGGGUAUUUGCUAGUGUCAAAAUACGAUUCUCUCAAGAUUAUUAAACAUUUACAGGAAAACUGGACAGAUAUUGGGUUUGGGAUAUUGAAUCGCCACAAAAGUAUGGAGGGGGAUAUGCCACCAGAGCUACAGUACAUGCAGGAAAUUGUGAAAACCAUAGGAAGACUCUAUAAAGAAUUUGAAAUAAGAAUAAAUGGGGAUAAUGGUAUAUCUAAAAUUCUUUCAAGUUUGGUUAGUUCUCUAGACUUCUGUUCUUUCAAGUUGGUAAAUGGCCUGCAGUUUCCUGAUAUGCUUCAUGAAGAAUGGGAAAGACUUAAUGGAAAAGUUAAUGAAAUGAAAUCGCAGUUGGAUACAUCGAUAAACAUUAUUGGUACUGUUCCUCAGUAUAUGGAUGUGGAUUCUGGCCCGGUACUUCAAGCACAAAUAUUUAACAUGAUUCAACAAUGGCUUUUGAAGAUAAGCAAUGAAAUUAACAAUGGUAACAUUGAACUUCAGCGCCAUAUGGAUGAAUUGCAUAUAUCUAUGAUCCAGUGGAUGGUAAGCUUGUUGAUUUUAAUGGUGCCUGACUUCACUGACCAAAACACUCUCCCAAAUUUGAGGGAGGAAAGUGCUGAGAAACAUGAUCUGGGAGUUGCAAAGUUGGAGCUAGACGCAAUUGCACUGGCCAGAAAGUUGGCGCAAUAUUCCAGCUAUUUGAACAGUUGUUGCAAAGGCAUGGUAACAGCUAUGGCCCUGAAUAAGGCAGGUCACUUAGAAAAAAAUCCUGCUAAGGAACUUCACGAGCUGAAUGAGAUGAAGAAAGAAUGUUAUGGGUGGAUCACCACAUGUUCUCACCUCCUUUCUGGGAUCAAAGGCAAAAAAGUAACGUUACUGACAAGGGAAGAAAAAGAACAUCUAUUUGGAGAAGAGGAUUUUUUAAAAGAAUUAAUUGAACCUGAAAUAGACAGCCUUUUUACUUUUGGAGAAGAGGAAGAAGAAAGCAUGAAGGAUAAUUUUCAGAUGCAAAAGGAAGAAGAGAAGCCUUCAACAUCCAAGGAGGAGGAAAAACUCAUUCGAGUAAUUGAAAAAGAUGAAAAUAUUUAUUCUAAACCUCUAUUUGAAGCAAAUAUAUUCUCUUCCUGGAGAGAAUCAGCGAAGCAAGGCACAUUGGCCCCAAAGUAUCUCGAAGCAAUGGCUAUCAUUGAACGCACACAGGAGAAGUUACUAGAGGUUGAAAGCAGAGCCAGACAAGCAGAGGAGAAGUUUGAUGAUGUAAAUGAGAAACUUCAUUACGCCCUUAUAAGAAAUAAAGACCUGGAGAGAGAAUUAGAGACUAUUUUGACAAGUUCUAGACAGAAGGAGUUUGAAGGAAGGGAAGAAGAAAAUGAAGGAGAAAGAGAAGACAGAGAAGAUGAAGAAGAUGAUGACGACGAUGAUGAAGAAAUCAAGCCAAUAGAACAUUCGCCAAAAUCUCUAAAGAGAGAGGUACAACGUAAGGAAGGUCCUCUCAACCCUAAACCCAGAGCUCGGACUAAAUCCAAGACCAAGUCCAAGUAGCAUCCUUUGGGCGCUGGGCUUCAGCAGGGCUCCCCUCACUCACCUCUGUGUGCUGCUGAGCUGACUGUGGCUCAGCUGGAGGGACUUCCUGUGCAACAGCUACUAGAAAAGUCACGACGUAUAAUGCAAGAAUAUUUUCUCUUUGAACGUCACAGUGAAGGCUGUAGGGAAUAAGUGUGUUAGUUUAUCUCCCAGAUUAAAAAUGGCUUGUUCAAAAAUUUGCUGGCCUCUUCAAAUGAUUUCCUAACAGAGGUCUGUGAAAAGGGUCAGUUUCUGUCAAGAAAAUAAUGCUUUUUGAAGACUCUGAACUCUGCAGAGAGGAGUGGCAAAUACAAAGGAUUAUUUUUUACAGUUUAAAAGAGAGGAGCCUGAUAAUGUUCUUGGGUUUGGGCAGCAUUUUCAGACUUCUUGUGAUUUCAGGCAUGUUUAUGAUUUGAUUUUCACAAUAACCCUACAAAGAAGAUGGGGGGAGAUGCUGUUAUUAUCGCCAUUUCUCAGAAGAUGAACUGAGUCCCGCCCCCUCCCCCACAAAUGGUUAUAAGACUCCCUAAGGUCACAGAACUGAUGGCUGUUGGAGCCCACUGCUUACUGGACCUGUGUCUGGAUGUUUGACAGUGGUGAUGGGUUACCAGGCCACUGUUCAGAUGGUUUCCUUCACAGGGUGAGGACAGAAGAUUGUACUGAAAUUUAAGAAUGCUGUUGAAGAUUCACCCAGAAUCGCCAUUUUUUGCUUUGAUUGCUUCACUUGUCUGCUCUGUUCAUGACCCCAGAUCCAUCGAGGCAUUAGAGAUGGACUAACCGGCAAAAAUAAGUUGCGAGUGACAAGUGGACAUUUGGGGCCGGCACUUGGCAAGGACUCCUUCUCUACUGCUCCCGGGGCACUUGGAUUUCCUCUGAUUUCUGGGUCUAAACACCUAGGCGCCUGCUUUGACUCCACAUAUUUGGUGUUCUUUUGAAUUUAUCUCCUGGAAUUUUAGACCCUUGCCUGUUGCCUAAGCCUCAGAAACCCUGUGACCUGGAGUCCCCAGCCAUUUUCAGCUCAGUCCCGGGCCAGGCCUACCUUGGCCAUCAUCGAAGUGUAGUGUAGAAUGUAGUGUAGGAUGUUGUGUAGGGGUUUAAAAAAUGCAUGGGUUCUGUCCACCUCAGCCCACUGGAUGACUCUUGAAGUCUGAGGGAGGAAAACAUGACUUCAGACAGUCGGCUGUGCUCGUGGCUCCGCUGAAAGCUGGAACUGACACUGUGAGCUCGCGCUUACAGUCCUUGCUUUCUGCUUUCCCAAAGAGAUUCUUAGGUGAUUCUAGCAAAUUUGGAGGCUUUUUG